AUGUCGUACAAUAAUAGAAAAACUACAACAACUACAACAACAGCUAAUUUAAAUAAUAGUAUAUCAAGCGAUGGCUCAGCAACUGCAAACGCUCAAAAUUUAGAAAAGAUAUUAGAGAAAAUAAAAGAAUGUAAUUAUACACUUGUAAAUUCAAUUACAGCCACCGAAGCAAUUCAAAAAGAAAAGGAUGCUUUAAAAGAGCAAUUAGAAAAAUAUGGUAAAAUUAAAGAUGAAAAGAGAAUAAAGAAGUUACAAUAUAACAUUUCUUUACAAACAGAAACUUUAAUGAAAGCUUUAUUCGAAUUGGAUAGUUUAACAAUUCAAGGCCAUAUUAAACAUUCUCACAAAAUCAAAAAGGAAAGAAAAAAAGAAAAGAAGCAACAAAGACAAUUUGAAGAGGACGAUGACGAUUUAUUUGAUGACUCUGGUAGAAGUAGAUCAGGAUCAAAUUCGACUUCAAAUACAAGCUCAAGUAAUUUUUCUGAAAGUGAAAGUGAUUCAGGUAGCAGUGGUUCAAGUUCAUCAGAGACUGAUUCAGAUGAAUAUUUACCUAAAUUUGGUCCACACAAACUUAGAAAAUAUAGAAAGCAAAUUGUUAACAGGGUCAUGAGAUUAAUCGAAUAUUUAGAUACUCUUUCUACAGAAACCAAAGAAAUCAAGUCUAAAAAUGACCAAGUAGCUUCAAAAGAUCAACAAACACCCGAUAUUAAUGAUACUGAAAAACCAAGAUUAAAUGCACAAAGUAAAUCUUAUCAGCCACAGAGUUUUUACCAACAUAAACAUCAAAAAAAAGAUGAUGUACCAAUGAGCCAAAACAAACCAACUAUUGGUAGUAAUAGAAGCAAUAGUUAUAAUAAUCUUCAUAGUCAACAACAACAGCCACAACAACCUUACCGUCAUUAUAAUAACAAUCACUCACGUCAACCAAGUUUCGAAUUCGAUAGCCCAUUUGAAUUUAAAGAUUUCCAAAUACCAGACGAUAACCUCCAUCCAUUUGGGGAAGAAGAAGAAAACAACUUUGAUAUGGAUAACUUUGAAUCACCAUCAAGUACAUUAAAUAGAUAUAGAUCAAAUAGCAAUAGAGAAGGAUACAACAAUAGAUUAUUUAGAUGGUAA
Messenger RNA from Dictyostelium purpureum, 1116 nucleotides. RefSeq lists its product as uncharacterized. Lineage: Eukaryota; Evosea; Eumycetozoa; Dictyosteliales; Dictyosteliaceae. The transcript is spliced from 2 exons. The coding region runs from base 1 to 1116 and encodes 371 amino acids. The record is from RefSeq and is a predicted model, not a curated record. Gene Ontology annotation, molecular function: protein-folding chaperone binding.